This is a messenger RNA of Paramecium primaurelia, 1100 nucleotides long. The record is from the annotation of a GenBank genome assembly. Lineage: Eukaryota; Ciliophora; Oligohymenophorea; Peniculida; Parameciidae.
AAAAUAAAUGCAGAAUAAGUAAGUGAAACUCCAAGACUUUGAGAUACUCUAAACUCUUGGUACUGGUUCAUUUGGCAGAGUAAGAUUAGCAAAAUAGAAAUCAAAUUAAAAGAAUGUUGCUUUAAAGAUGUUAAAGAAAUGUGAAAUUCUUCGAUUAAAAUAAGUUGAUCAUAUUAGUUCUGAAUUCAAAAUACUUCAUUAGAUUUAGCAUCCUUUUAUUGUAUAUCUAUAUUUAAUUAUUUAGAUUGAAUUGUUAGGUUACACUUAAGAUGAAAGAUAUUUAUAUUUUGUUCUAGAGUAUAUUCAAGGUGGAGAGUUGUUUACUUAUUUAAGAAAUGCAGGCACAAUAGAAAAUGAUGAAGCAUAGUAUAUUAUUUAAUAUAAUAUAGAUUUUACUCUGCUUAAAUUGUUUUAAUGUUUGAGUAUUUACAUUCAAAGACCAUUGUAUACAGAGAUCUAAAACCAGAAAAUCUACUUAUCUAAUAAAAUGGUUAUUUAAAAUUGACUGAUUUUGGAUUUGCUAAAGUAGUUGAAGAUCAUACAUAUACUCUAUGUGGAACACCUGAAUAUCUUGCACCUGAAAUUCUUCUUAAUAAAGGACAUGGAAGACCAGUUGAUUGGUGGUGCUUAGGAAUUAUAAUUUAUGAGAUGUUGGCUGGUAAUUAUAUUCAUUAAUAGAUUUAGGAAUUGAUCCAUUUAAUGAUGAAGAUCCAAUGGCUAUUUAUUAAAAAAUAUUAAAAGGAAAAGUUAAAUUUCCUAAAAAUUUUGAUAAUGAUGCUAAAGAAUUAAUUAAAAAUCUUUUAGUUUCUGAUGUAUCAAAAAGAUUAGGAAAUUUAAAAAAUGGAGCCAAUGAUAUUAAAUAACAUAAAUGGUAUCAAACAUUGAAUUGGGAUAAUUUGAUUAAGAAAUAAAUUAGACCUAAAUAUAUUCCAUCAGUUAGGUAAAUCUUUUAUUUAUUACUAGAUCUGAUGAUGAUACUUCCAAUUUUGCUGUUUAUCCAGAUAGUACCGAAUUACCAGAUCCAAUCAAAUAAAAUGAUGAUCCAUUUAGAGAAUGGUGAUUUUAUUAUUGAAAAUCACUUUGAUUGUUUAUGCUCUGCA